Messenger RNA from Microplitis mediator, 1553 nucleotides. RefSeq names its product odorant receptor 94a-like. Gene Ontology annotation, cellular component: plasma membrane. The record is from RefSeq and is a predicted model, not a curated record. NCBI's taxonomy places the organism in Eukaryota, Metazoa, Arthropoda, Insecta, Hymenoptera, Braconidae. The transcript has 8 exons. Gene Ontology annotation, molecular function: odorant binding; olfactory receptor activity. Gene Ontology annotation, biological process: detection of chemical stimulus involved in sensory perception of smell; sensory perception of smell. Bases 131 to 1357 code for a protein of 408 amino acids.
ACUAGUCGUAUUAAUAUCUUUCCAAUCUUUCAUUUGACAACUCUUCGUUGCGACUAAAAUUAAACCAUAAUUUUUUUUUUACUUUCCUCCAUAAAAUCAUAAAAAAAUUAAAUUUUUACAUCCAUUAAAAAUGGAUGAAAUGGAAAUGUUAAACUCCGUACCAUUUGAAAGUUUUUUUAGAACUGAAAUUCGGAUAUUGCGGUACAUGGGAUUGUCAUAUUUCAAUCGUGUGUUUUCAAACAAAGAAGAAACUGAAAAAUGGUGGGAAAAAAUAACUCCAUUAUUUGGUAUUUUAAUAAUGAGCUUAUUAAUAUCUAUGGAAAUAAUGAAAAUUAUACGCGUUAUAUCUAUUAGUAUAACUCUCGCUGCUGGAAUAUUUACAGCAAUGCUUUCGGGUAUGCUUUGUACGUUCAAGGCAGUAAGAUGCUGGACACAUCGAAAAGAACUUUUUGAUUUUAUACGACAACUUAAAGUUUUUUGGGAUACUGCAUCUUCAAAUAAAUUUAUAACAAAAAAUGAAUUAAACAGUGCGCUCUAUGCUAGAUCAUUAAGGAAUUAUGUGAUAGUUUUGGUGUUUGCAUUAGCAUUUAGUUAUGCGUUUCCAGUUUAUGUAGGAAUUUGCAAACACUUUCUUUAUCAUCGAGAUGAAUAUUUUUUCACUUUCUCAAGAAUAAUGUACCCAGUGAAAUACCCGUUUACUAUCAACUCAUUUUUGAGAUAUUUCAUGUGUCUCUUCUUUGAACAAGUAUCAGAAAUUCUAGCUAUUGUUUAUUGGCUUUGUGGGGACAUAUUGUUCAUCCAAUUGACAACACACGUUAGCAUUCAAUGCGAGAUAUUGGUUAAUAGGUUACAUGAUCUCAAUAAAGAUAAUUCUUCUGACGAUGAAGGAAGUCGUCGACAAUUAGUAGAUAUUGUUUUACAGCAUAAUCAAUUGUUUUCACAUUGCCAAUGGCUCCAGAGAUUUUUUAGCCCGAUUGCAUUCUUUGUUACAUUAAUCAAUGGACUCAAUCUUUGUUUCUCUUUGUAUCGUGUAGAUCAACAAGUCAGUCAAGGUAAUUGGAGCCAUCUAAUCGAAAAUACGAUACAUUUAGUAAACGUUUUUGGACAGACAAUUUUGUAUUGCAUGCACGCUGAUUUGUUGACUGAAAAAUUAGGUGAAGUUAAUAACGCAAUUUAUUAUUCUAAUUGGGUUCAAUCGAAUAAAAAAUUAAAAAUGAUGGUUUUAAUGAUAAUGAGAAGAGCUCAAAAAGAAUAUCGUUUUACAGUUUAUGGAAUUAUUACUCUUAAUCUCCGUCAGUUUACGAAGAUUGUUAAUACAGCGAUGAGUUAUUUUACAUUGUUAAGGAGUUUUGGUUAACUCUUAUUUUAAAAAAAUAACAAUAUAAUGUUCUGUUUUGAAUACACUUGUAUUUAUGGAAGUGUCUUAUUAACAAAUUCAGAGAAAAGAUUUAAAAUAAUUAAAAAAUUUUAUAGCGAAUUCAACAGAAAUAAAAUUUAUGCUUUGAUUUAUAAUAAUGAUAUUUUUUUUAAGUGCUAAUUAGAUAACAAAUAUU